Pyricularia pennisetigena is the source of this 25986-nucleotide messenger RNA. RefSeq lists its product as uncharacterized. Bases 1 to 25986 code for a protein of 8661 amino acids. NCBI's taxonomy places the organism in Eukaryota, Fungi, Ascomycota, Sordariomycetes, Magnaporthales, Pyriculariaceae. The record is from RefSeq and is a predicted model, not a curated record. Gene Ontology annotation, molecular function: phosphopantetheine binding; fatty acid synthase activity; 3-oxoacyl-[acyl-carrier-protein] synthase activity. The transcript is spliced from 14 exons. Gene Ontology annotation, biological process: secondary metabolite biosynthetic process; fatty acid biosynthetic process.
AUGCGCGACGAGAUGCGGAAUACUACCACUGAGCCUAUCGCCAUCAUCGGCAGCGGCUGCAAAUUCCCCGGUGGUUCGACGACACCGUCCAAGCUGUGGGAGCUUCUGAAAGAUCCCAAGGAUAUCGUCAGUGAAAUCAGACCCGAUCGAUUCGACGUGGACAAGUAUUUUCAUCCCGACCAUAAACAUCACGGAACCAGCAAUGUUCGCCGGUCGUAUUUUCUCGAGGGAAACUUUAAGCAUUUCGAUGCCAAAUUCUUCGGAAUCAGGCCCCAGGAAGCAAUGGCCAUGGACCCUCAGCAACGGUUUCUGUUGGAAACGGUAUAUGAAAGCUUGGAGGCAGCUGGCAUCACCAUAAGUGACCUCAAAGGGUCCCAGGCCGGGGUUUUCGUCGGCAACAUGGGGGUCGACUACUCUGAGCUUCUGUCGCAGGAUGUAGAUGCUUUUCCGACGUAUUUUGCGCCCGGGACGGCGAGGAGCAUCUUGUCAAACAGAAUCUCGUACUUUUUUGACCUGCACGGCCCUUCCGUCACCGUCGAUACCGCAUGCUCUUCCAGCUUGGUGGCUGUUCACCAGGCGGUACAGAGUCUCCGCCUUGGCGAGACCCCGGUGGCCAUCGUUUGCGGCGCCAACCUUUUGCUGGGACCGGCCCAGUAUAUUGCCGAGAGCAAGCUCCAGAUGCUUUCUCCAAACGGCCGCUCGCGUAUGUGGGAUGCAUCGGCGGAUGGAUAUGCUCGUGGCGAGGGCUUUGCCUCGAUUGUGCUGAAGCCGCUCAGUGUCGCCUUGGCCAACGGCGACCAUAUCGAGUGCAUCAUUCGAGAGACCGGUUGUAACCAGGAUGGUCGGACUAAAGGCAUUACAAUGCCCAGCCCACUCGCCCAGUGCAAACUCAUCCAGGAGACCUACAAGCGGGCGGGUCUCGACCUCAGCAAAAGCUCAGACAGGCCGCAGUAUUUCGAGGCACACGGCACCGGCACCCCGGCGGGAGAUCCCGUCGAGGCGGAGGCCAUCAGCAAGGCAUUCUUUGGUCCCGAGAGUGGCUUUUGCAGAGCGCCCGACGACCCGAAACUCUACGUCGGGUCGGUCAAGACCGUGAUUGGCCACACAGAAGGCACGGCUGGGCUCGCCGGCUUGAUCAAAGCCGCGCUCGCCAUGAAGGCCAGGAGCAUCCCGCCAAAUCUGCACCUGGAGCGCGUGAGCCCCGCCGUCGAGCCGUUCUAUGGGAACCUCGAAAUCCCGACGCGGCUGAUGGACUGGCCCGAGCCCGCACCCGGCCAGCCCCUCCGUGCCAGCGUCAACAGCUUCGGGUUUGGUGGCGCCAACGCGCACGUCAUUUUGGAGAGUUACACGCCGGCCGCCGAGGUUGCAGUGCUCCCCUCCACGGCUCCGGCUGGCCCCGUGUUCUCGCCUUUUGUCUUCUCGGCCAGCUCGGAUAGGGCACUAGCGAGCAUGCUGUCUGCCUAUGGCGACUAUUUGAGUCUGAACCCCACGGUCGACCUGCGAUCCGUGGCGUAUACGCUGAGUCGACAUCGCUCCAUCUUGGACAAGCGCGCCGUGAUUUCCGCACCCGACCUCGACACCCUCAGAGCCAAGCUCAAGACACGCAGCGAGGAAGCCAGCCCCAGCGGCAACGCUGUGGUUCAGUCUCUGGAGCGACGUCCCCGCUACCUGGGCGUCUUUACGGGCCAAGGAGCGCAGUGGGCACGAAUGGGCGUGGAUGUCAUCAAUGCAUCUCCUGCCGCGAGGGCCAUUUUCCGAGAGCUGGAGCAGAGCCUCGACACCCUGCCGGAAGAGGACCGACCGUCUUGGUCCAUGCUGGAGGAGCUCCUGGCGCCCCCGGAGACUUCGCGCGUCUACCAGGCCCACAUCUCACAGACGGUCUGCACUGCUGUUCAAGUCAUGAUGGUGCAGCUCCUGCGCGCGGCCGGGGUCGAGUUCUCGUGCGUCGUAGGCCAUUCCUCGGGUGAGAUGGCGGCUGCGUACACGGCUGGCUACCUGUCUGCCAGGGACGCGGUGCGCGCCGCGUACUUUCGAGGAGUCCACUCUCGACUGGCAAAAGGGUCAGACGGCCAGCCGGGAGGCAUGAUUGCGGUCGGCACAAGUCUCGAGGACGCCGAGGAGCUGUGCGAGCUCGACGACUUCGAGGGUCGGCUGUGCGUCGCCGCGAGCAACUCGUCCGAGCUCGUGACGCUUUCGGGUGAUCUCGAUGCCGUGCAAGAGGUCAAGAAGAUCCUCGACGCCGAGGAGAAGUUCAACAAGCAGCUCCAGGUCGACAAGGGAUACCACUCGCACCACAUGCUGCCGUGCAGUGAGCCGUACGUUGCUUCUCUGCAAAAGUGCGGCAUCCAGGCUCAGGUGCCGAGCGAUUCCAUGGCGUGCCGAUGGAUUUCGAGCGUCUACGUUGAUGACAUGGCCAACCGCCUGGACUGCCGGGUCCAGGACAAAUACUGGAUCGAGAACCUGGUCAAGCCUGUCAUGUUUUCUCAGGCGCUGUCCUAUGCCCUGGGCGGCGAUGACAAGUUUGAUUGCGUCAUCGAGGUCGGCCCUCACCCGGCACUCAAGGGGCCAGCCAGCCAGACGAUCCAGGCCUGCCUCGGCGAAAGACUGCCGUAUUUUGGAUGUCUGAGCAGGGGCACCGACAGCAACGAAUCCUUCGCAGAGUGUCUUGGUGGAAUCUGGUCGGCGUUCGGCAGCUCGGCCGUCGACCUGGCCGCCUACGAAAGAUUUGCAACCGGGGGUUGUGACCAACGCCUAGUCAAGGAGCUUCCAUCUUACCCGUGGGAUCAUGACGUCGAGCACUACGUCCAGUCUCGUCUCUCAAAGGUCGUGCUGCACAGAGGUACCCCACCCAAUGAGCUGCUGGGCACCAGACUCCCCGACGACACUGCGGGCGAGGUGCGGUGGCGGAACAUUCUACAUCCGGGAGAGCUCCCAUGGUUGUUGCAGCAUUCGGCGCAGGGUCAGACCGUCUUUCCGGGCACAGGCUACAUCGCCACCACGCUGGAGGCGGUCAAGCAGCUGUUUGAGAGCAACGGAGUGCAAACGGUAGAGAUACGAGAUGUGGUUAUCGGCAACGCCCUCGUCAUCGAGGCAAACACGGGCGUGGAAACGCUCUUUUCAUUAACCGGCAUCAGCACCACCCAGAUGGACCGCAUCACCGCCCACUUUUCAUUCUGCAGCCAGCAGGGUGGCAGCACCAAGCUGGUGGAGAAUGCAUCUGGAGAUGUUGUGGUGGUUCUCGGUGAGCCCUCGGAUGAUGCACUGCCCGGGAAUUUCCACCCAGGCACGCAGAUGAAGGACAUUGACGAGGAGCGCUUCUACGAGGCCAUUGACAAGCUUGGCUACGGCUACGAGGGUCCAUUCCGGGCCCUUUCGCGCCUGCAACGCCGGAUGGGGGCAGCCACUGGUCUCGUGGCGAUCCCGGAAAAGACAAAGCACUUUGACCAGAUGGUCCUCCACCCCGCAGCCCUCGAUGCCAUGGUGCAAACCGUCCUGCUGGCCUACUGUUACCCUGGCGACACCCGCCUCCAGGGAAUUUCCCUCCCCACCGGGAUCGACUGCAUCCGGUUCAACUACGGCAUGCUUAGCCAGGCGGCCAAGCCUGGCUCUCAGCUCCGGUUCCUCUCCCACACUGCCUUUGAGGGCGAUGAUGUCCUGGGCGGGGUCGGAGGCGACGUCGGCGGCGACGUCGACGUCUUUUCCGAGGACGAGAGGGUUGCGCUCAUUCAGCUCCAGGGCCUCCACACGAAGCCGCUCUCUCCACCGUCGGCCGCGACCGACCUGCAGAUCUUUUCCGAGAUGGAGUGGAAGACCAUCUCCCCCGAGGGAGGCGACAUGGAGGUGCGCGGCGAGAAGCGCGCCUACGUGGCCGACUUGUACUUCUCCAUGGAGCGCGUGGCCUACUUUUACAUGCGCCAUGUCCAUCGUGCCAUUGGCCAGGACCGCUCCGGUCUGGCUCCUCACCAAGUUCGGUUCCUCGAGUGGGUUGAUCACAUGUGCGGUCGCGUCGAGGAGGGCACGCUUCCUCACAUCAGCCGCAAGUGGGACCACGACACCCGGCAAGACAUCCUCAAGACCAUUGCCAAAUACCCCGACAGCAUCGACCUCGAGCUGAUGCAUGCGGUGGGAGAGAACCUCUACUCUGUCUUUAGAGGAGAGAUGAAUGCGCUGGAGCCCAUGGUCAAGAAGAACAUGCUCAACAGGUUCUACUCGGACGCCCUCGGCAUGUCGUCAUACACCGAGGACCUUGCCCGCAUGGUGGGCCACAUCACGCAUCGCUAUCCUCACAUGAACAUCCUCGAGGUCGGUGCAGGAACCGGUGGUGCGACCAAGGUCAUGCUCAGGACACUAAAGGACGCCUUUGCCUCGUACACCUAUACCGACAUUUCUAGCGGCUUUUUUGCCGAUGCUCGCCAGGUGUUCAAGGCGCACGAGAGCAAGAUGUUGUUCAAGACGCUGGAUAUCGAGAAGGACAUUGUCGAUCAGGGCUACGAGGAGAACUCGUUCGACUUGGUCAUUGCCAACCUGGUCGUGCACGCCACAGCCGACCUGGACGCAACCAUGGGCCGCCUCCGACGCCUCGUCAAGCCCGGUGGUCAUCUCGUACUUCUCGAAAUUACCACCAACGACCCUCUGAGGUUUGGAUUCAUCUUCGGACCACUCCCAGGCUGGUGGCUCGGAGGCGAAGACGGACGUGUCCAUUCCCCAUGUGUCGACGUCGAAUGGUGGGACCGGGUCAUGAAACGGAACGGUUUCUCCGGCGCAGAGACCGUCACGCCGCACCACAGCCUGUGCCCACUUUCGGUGAUUAUGACCCAGGCCGUCGACGACCGUGUGAAGCUCCUCAGGGAGCCAACCACGGCCGAUUUCGGAGACUUCACCAUCGAUCCCGCAAGACUGACCAUCGUCGGAGGAGCCAAGCCGUUGGCAAAGAGCCUGGAGCAGCUGCUCAGACCGCGCUAUCAGAGCGUCACAUGGAUACCCGUUUUGGAGGAGGUGGCGUCGUCACGGAGCCUCCCCGUCAUGGGAAGCGUGCUGUCCCUCGUCGAGCUCGACGAGCCCCUGUUCAAGGACAUGACGGCCCAGACGCUCGAGGGCUUCAAGCUCAUACUUCAACAAUCCAGGAGCGAGCCCGAGUUGAGGUUCGACGGAAAGAAUAUCCUCGUCCCUCGUAUGAAGCUGAGCAAAGACCGCAAUGGUCGGUACAACUCGCGCAGGCGUCGAUUGACCAAGAGUGUCGAUCCACGCGAGGUUCCGGUUUCUUUGGUCCCCAUGGGGAAAGACCUUGUUCUCCAAGAGUCUCCUUCAUCCUGCACCAAGCACGGCCAAGACAUGGUGUCGUUGAGGGUCCAUUAUGCCAUGCACCGCUCGGUGAGGCUGGAAUCCUCCGACUACCUCUUCCUCGUCCUGGGCACCCAACUCUCUUCGGGCGAAGCCAUGUUUGCCCUGGCAGACUCCAACGAGUCGAUUGUGCACGUAGACCGGCGGUGGACGACGUCAUAUGCUGGAAACAUGGAUCACGGCAAGCACGCGCUGGCUGGUCUGUACACGCAGAUGGUCGCGUCGACGGUGGUGGCGGGCCUUUGCUCGGGCGACUCGCUCGUCGUGCUCGACGCAGGAACGCCGCUCUCCCUGGCCCUCUCGGCUCGCUGUGCCGCAAAGGGUAUACGGCUCACCUUGCUCAGCACCACCACCGGCUCGGGCUCCGAGUCUGGCGGUUCCGAGUCUGGCGGUACCAACAAGACCGUUCACAUCCACCCCUUGGAAUCUCGUCGAUCCAUCGAGUCGAAACUGCCAACCAACGCCACUUGCUUCCUCAACCUCUCCACCACCAGCAGCAACGACAACGUGGCCGCGGUCGUCAUCAACAGUUACAUCCCGACGCAGUGCCGGGUGGAGACCCGCGACACGCUGACUGCGACAGUAGGCCAGGUCGCCAGGCCCACCUCCUCCAUCGGCCAGGCCCCUGCCGUCGGAGACGUCAUGCGCGCCUGCUGGGCCAACGUCGAGGCCGUGGGGCGAGACUUGGCAUCCUUUUCGGCCGCCGUUGUCACCCCCACAGAGCUCACCGCCGCGGUCGGGAAGACGAACGGCCCCAGAGUUGGCAACGAUGCCCUUUCGCUUGUGGUUGACUGGACUGCAGAAUCAGAAGUCGGCGUGCUGAUCCAGCCUGCCGACUCCAUGGUGAGAUUCAAGAAGGACAAGACCUAUUGGUUGGUUGGUCUCACCGGAGGCCUUGCCCUCUCGCUCUGUCGUUGGAUGGUGAACCGAGGUGCCAGAUAUGUCGUCAUGACCAGUCGCAAUCCAAAGAUUGACAAAGAGUGGCUUCAAGGCGUGGAAUCUUGUGGUGCCACGGUCAAGAUAUUUUCCAACGACGUUACCGAUCGUGCAGCAGUCAACUCAGCCUACCUUAGCAUUUCUGCCACCCUGCCUCCAAUUGCCGGCGUGGUUCAAGGUGCCAUGGUUCUCCGAGAUGCCAUGUUUGCCGAGACGACCAUGGAAACUGUCGAAAGCAUUCUCGGGCCCAAGGUCCGCGGUAGCAUCUACCUGGACGAGAUUUUCUACUCGACGCCUCUGGACUUUUUCGUCUUUCUGUCCUCUGUUACCGCCACAUCCGCGAAUCCCGGACAGAGCAUCUACGCCGGAGCCAACAUGUUUAUGAACUCCCUUGCAGCCCAGCGCCGGAAGCGGGGUGUUGCCGGCUCGACAGUGGAGAUUGGCUGCAUCAUGGGCAACGGCUCCGUCACGGCCAUCCUGAGCUACGAACACCAAAAAUACCUCUUCUCGGUCGGUAACAUGUGGCUGGCCGAGCAGGACUUCCUUACCAUGUUUGCCGAAGCAGUCCUCGCGAGCCCACCCGACUCGUCGGACUCGGUCACCUCGGUGACUGGUCUCCGUCUUCAGUUCAAUGACGACAAGCCGGACAUUACAUGGUUCAGCAAUCCCAUCUUUCAACACCUGGUCCUGCAGAGUGGCAACGCCAUGCAGACCGCUUUGAGCGUGGCGAGGCAGGGCACUAUGGUGAAAACCCUUCUUCAAGAGGCCGAGAGCUCCGAGGAAGUGUUUGACAUUCUCAAAGCCGCAUUUACGGCAAAAUUGGUUUCGUCCCUCCAAGCCGACCCGGACAGCAGCCUACUAGAAAAGGAUCUGGAAACGCUGGGCAUGGAUUCACUGGUCGCCGUCGAUUUCAAAUCUUGGUUUUUGUCAGAGCUUCUUGUCGAUGUUCCCGUUUUGAAGAUUCUCAACGGCAGCACGGCCCAAUUGCUGCUUAAAUUUGUCCAGGGCCUAAUUCCCGCAUCCAUGACCCCCAAGCUCCACGACGGUUUAGACAAGGCCGAUGCUGCACCUCAAAAAGCACUGCCAGUAGCACCACCGCCGGUGACGAAACCCAAACCUGAAGUUUCGGUCCAGGUGCCGGCGCCGGUGCCGACCCAGCAACCGGUGGCUUCUGUCAAGCAAUCUGGCCCCGGUUCUGCGACCUCGCCGUCGUCGGCAACAGGAUCCUCAGCGCGGUCCAGGACGGUUGAUUCACCAGUAACUGCCGAAACGCCUCUCUCUCCCGCGACUUCUACAUCAAUGGCGUCAGCGUCGCUCAACGAUUCGAGGAAGCUCAUUCGGACGGUCCCCGUCUCUUUUGGCCAGUCGCGCUUCUGGUUCCUGGGCUCGUACAACCCCGACCCGCUGGCAUUCAACAUCACCUCGCUGAUGCACAUCAGUGGUCCGCUGAGGACGGAUGACUUCGCCAAGGCCGUCGACAAGGUUCUCAACCACCACGAGGCUCUCCGCACCUCGUUCGUGUCGGAGGGUGAUUCCCCGGUGCAAAAGAUUUGGAGCUCGCCGGCGUUUGGACUCGAGCAACGCAGGAUAGCUGACGACGAGAGCGAGGUUGUCAAGGCCUGCACCGAGAUCCAAAACACGCGCUACAACCUCGAGGAGGGUCAGACGAUGCGAAUCAUGCUCCUCACGAGAUCGCCGACCAAACACGACCUCGUUCUUGGCUACCAUCACAUCAACAUGGACGGAGUCAGCUUCGAGGUGCUUUUCGCCGAUAUCGAAAAGGCGUACAACCGCACACCUCUGGAUCCUUCAGUCAUGCAGUUCCCCGACUUUGCCAUCAAGGAAGCCAGCGAGUACAGAUCUGGCGCGUGGAAAUCCGAGCUGCAGUAUUGGCAGAGCAAGUUCGCCAGCCUCCCGGAGCCGACACCUCUCUUGUCCGUCUCGAAGCGAAGGACAAGGCCCGUCAACCUCAGCUACACCACGCACUCGGUCAACCGCAGGAUCAACGCCGAGCAAUCCCGAGCGAUCCAGACCGUCGGCCGUAAAUUCAAGGCCACGCCCUUCCACUUCUACCUCUCCGUCUUCAAGACCUUGAUCGCUCGCUUCAGUGGCGCCGACGACUUUUGCAUUGGCAUCGCCGACGCCAACAGAAAGGAAGACAAGGUCAUGGGAGCCGUCGGCCUCUAUCUCAACCUUUUGCCCCUGCGCGUGCGGAGCGCACUCGCGCAGACAUUUGGGGAGACUUUGGCAGAAAUGAAAAAGGUGUCGCAGGAAGCAUUCGCCAAUUCCAAGGUGCCCUUCGACGUCCUCCUCAACGAGCUCAGCGUCCCCCGCUCAUCGUCACAGACGCCUCUGUUCCAGACCUUUGUCAACUACCGACGAGGCGUCUCCGAGGAGCGGUCGUUCUGCGGCUGCACCGGCGCCGGCGAGCUCAUCUCUGGCGGGCAGAUCGGUUACGACAUCAGCCUGGACAUUGUCGAGAAUCCCGGCGGAGAAGCUCUGGUGACUUUGAGUGUGCAGAAGGAUCUGUACGACGUCGAGAUGGCCAAACUGCUGCUCGACAGCUACUUCCGGCUCGUCGACUCGUUUGCCAAAAACCCGGCCAACAGCUUGAACCGCCCGGCAAUCUACGACCCCGUUGCUGUAGACAAGGCUUUGACGCUGGGCUGCGGCCCCACUCUUGAGGACUCGAGCUGGCCAGAGACCCUGGUCCACCGCAUCGAAAACAUGUCUGUCCAGUAUGCGACAAAGUUCGCCUUGCGCAACGGACAAGACGGUGGCCUGACCUACUCUCAGAUGACUGCUCGCAUCAAUGACAUCGCAGCAAGGCUGAUCCAAGCCAAAGUCGGUCCUGGGAUCGUGGGCGUGAUGCAGGCUUCCACCAUGGACUUUAUCUGUUCCAUCCUCGCUGUUUGGAAGGCCGGUGCCAUCUACACCCCCUUGGAUCCGCGCCUCAACUCGACCGACCGCCUCAAGGCCGUCGUGUACGAAUGUCAGCCUGCGUGCAUCCUCGUGGACGCUACCACCAAACCUUUGUUCGACAGCUUGUCGACCGACGCCGUCCAGAUCGACGUGUCGGCGGUGCCGAGCUCCAAAACGCUCCAGGAAUCACCAAAGGUUGCCAUACACGCCAAGGCCACCUCGGCGGCUGCCGUCUUUUACACGAGUGGUUCGACCGGCGUCCCCAAGGGCAUCACACUGAGCCACGCCUCCCUGAGGUACAACAUCAUGGCCGCCACGCAGCAGUUCGGCUUCAGGGAGGGCGUCGACGUCAUGCUGCAGCAAUCGUCCUUCAGCUUCGACAUGGCAUUGGCGCAGAUGCUGACGUCGCUCUCCAACGGCGGCACGCUCGUCGUCGUCCCGUCGCACCUGCGCGGCGACGCGUUGGGCCUGAGCCAGCUCAUCGUGGCCGAGAAGGUCAGCAUCGUGCAGGCGUCGCCUACCGAGUACAAGUCGUUGAUCGGCGUCAACGCCCAGCAUCUCAGGACUUCCAAGUGGAGGGUGGCUUUGAGUGGUGGCGAGAACAUGACCCAAAGCCUCCUCGAGGUCUUCCGCUCCCUCGGCAAGCCCGACCUCGUCCUUUUCAACGGCUACGGGCCCACCGAAGCCACCAUCAACGCAAACACCCGCGUGGUGCCUUACCAUGAACCAAACAGCAACCCAGACCUGCCGCUGUUGACCUGGCCAAACUACUCCGUUUCCAUCGUCGAUCCGGAGCUCAACCCGGUGCCGGCCGGCGUGUUUGGCGAGGUUUGCAUCGGUGGCGCAGGUGUCGGCCUGGGCUACUUCAAAAACGACCAACUCACCUCCAAGGCGUUCGUGGCAGACAAGACGGCGCCUGCCGAGUUCUUGGCCAAGGGGUGGAAGACCAAAUUCCGAACGGGCGACCUCGGACGCCUCAGUCCCGACGGCGGCCUAAUCAUCGAAGGUCGCAUCGACGGUGAUACUCAGAUCAAGCUCCGGGGCAUGCGCAUCGACCUGAAGAACAUCGAAUCCGCCAUCUUGCAAGCAGGCGCCGGCAAAAUCAUCGACGCAGCCGUGUCCGUCCGCCGCGGUGGCGCUGACGAGUCGGACCCGCAGUACCUGGUCGGCCACGUCGUGCUGGAUGCCGAUCUGGUUGAGAAUCAGAGCCCCCAGAACAGCCAACAAGACUUCCUCGCCCGGCUCAUCCCACGCCUGAGGCUCCCUCGGCACAUGAAGCCAUCCCUGCUCGUGCCCAUCCGCGCCUUGCCCCAAACCGCCUCCCACAAACUUGACCGCCGCGCCCUGCAGCAGCUGCCCAUCUCCGACGCGAGCCAGGUUGCCGAUCGGUCGUCGCAACAGGCCGCCGAACUCGGCUCCGAUCAGGCUCAGAUGUGGAAGCUCUGGCAGCAGGUCAUCCCCAGCGACGUCGCUUCCCAGUACACAAUCACGCCACAGUCCGACUUUUUCCACGUCGGCGGGACCUCGCUCCUUCUGGUGAAUCUGCAAAGCUUGGUGACAAAGAAGCACGGCAGGGCGCCACCCUUGCACGCAAUGUUUGAGUCGAGCACGAUUGCGGCCAUGACCGAUCUGGUGCUUUCCGACGACGCAUCCGGCAACAGCGCCCUGAUCGACUGGGAGCGGGAAACCUCGAUCCCGACGCUGCCUCCAAACAUCAUCCCCGGCGGGCCAGGGAACCAAGUCUCUGCGCCGCCCAGGGUGGUCCUGGUGACGGGCGCGACGGGGUUCCUGGGCCGGCAGCUCAUCGCCUUCCUGCUGCGCCAGCCCAGCGUCAGGCGCAUCCACUGCCUGGCGGUGCGCGGCGCCGCCGCCGCCGCCGCCGCCGCCGCUCCCCACUCGGCGGCGGCGCCCUUCUCGGACCCGCGCGUCAGCAUCCACCCCGGCAACCUCAACGCCCCGCACCUGGGCCUGGGCCAGGCCGUCGCCGAGUCGCUGUUUGCCCAGGCCGACGUCGUCAUCCACAACGGCGCCGACGUGUCGUUCCUCAAGACCUACGCCACCCUGCGCGCCACCAACGUCGGCAGCACGCGGGAGCUGGCCCGCCUCGCCGCCCCGCGCCGCAUCCCCUUCCACUUUGUGUCGAGCGCCAGCAUCACGCAGCUGACCGGCCUGGAGGAGUUUGGCGAGGCCAGCGUCGCGGCCUGGGCCCCGCCCACGGACCCCAGGGAGAUGAACGGCGGCUACGCGGCCGCCAAGUGGGCGUCCGAGGUCCUUUUGGAAAACGCCGCGCGCGCCUGGGGCCUGCCCGUCGUGAUCCACCGGCCGAGCAGCAUCACGGGCCAGGGCGCCAACAGCCUCGACCUCAUGGGCAACAUGUUCAAGUACAUCGAGCAGCUCGAGGCUGUGCCCGAGUCUGAUUCUUGGAAGGGCAACUUUGAUUUCGUGUCGGUCGAGAACGUCGCUGCCGACAUCGUCCAGGCCGUCGUCGCCGCAAACCUUGCAGCCGUCGGCCGUGUGAGGUAUAUCUACGAGGCUGGAGACAUUGUUUACCCGCUGUCCAUGGUCAAGGAUAUGUCUGAGCGUGGUGCCAAGUUACCUGUGAAGACGAUGCCAUUGACACAGUGGGUUGAGCAGGCGGCAGAGCUGGGCUUGGAUGCCAUGCUGGCUGAAUACCUCAUAAAGGCAGCAGGCACAGGGACCUCUCUGGCCUUUCCUAAACUUGGUGCUCUGACAAUGCCCACUCCCGCCGCUCCUCCUACUCCGCCUCCGGUCCCACAGCUUCCGAAUUCGGAGACAAGGCCGAACCGCCCAGCGCCUCACUCUUGCCAAUGGUGCGGCAUUGUUCGGCCGUCCGGGCCAUCGUAUCUGGAACAUUAUCGCGAAAACCACCGAAAAGAGGUCAUUGAACCUUUCAUGGUCGUGAAACAAACCCUCGCGCCAUUGAAACUGUCAAAAUGGCAAAUAUUCAAGCAUAUGACCAGAAUGCUCAUCUUUUCAUCCAAUACUCAUACAAUCAUUUUUUGCGUCUUGACGAGUCUUGCUGGAUACGUUGUAUUUCGAAUGAUUUGGGAUCGUCAGGAAACGUAUUCAGACUAUGGCCUUCCCGUUGUCAAAACCAAUGAUUACCAUUUCGACAACAUCAUUGCAGAGGGCAAGAGAUUGUAUCCAAACAAGGCUUUCAUGGCCAUCAACAAACGAUACAAGUUUGUGAUUUACCCGUCGAGCAGGUGGGAGGAGUUGAAGCGCAUUCCCGAGCAGACUGCUUCUAUCAUGGACUUCCAGCAUGUCUGCAACUCUGGCGAAUGGAGCCUGGUUGGCGGCGAGACGCAUGAACUCGUCAAGACCAUCACUGCCGAGCUCACCCGCUCUCUGCCCGCUCGCGUGCCCAAUCGUCAACAGGACGCUAAAAUGACAUUUGAUACAAUCAUUGGUCAUUGUCCCGAGGAGAAGGGCUUUAAUCUUUUAAUGACGUCCCUGGAAAUUAUUGCCAAAAUAAAUGCUUGCACCUUUGUGGGCAGGGAGCUUGGAGCCAAUAAGGGCUGGGUCACAGCCGUCGUGUACUCUCCCCUUUAUGUCUAUUGGGCCGUCACACUUUGCAACGCCACGCCAGACAUUUUGAGGCCGCUGCUGCGUCCUCUGUUCUUUUUGCCGGCACUCAGGAACUACUGGAACAUGCACAGGCUGCUGAAGCCCAAACUGGACAGGGAAAUCGACACGUUCAAAAAGGCGGACGAUAAACGCCAGCUUCUCGUACCAAAGUCUGACGAGGAUCUUCCCUUUACCCACUUUCUGUUGUCCCGGUAUACCGAAGCUGCGGCUACCAUAAAGCAGCUCGUCAUAGACUACAUCCAAGUCAGCUAUACCUCGACGCCAACGACAGCGUCCGCGCUGUUUCAUGCGCUGUGGGAGCUUGCUCAGCGACCCGAGGCUGCCGAGAUUAUGCGCAAGGAGUUAGCGACGGUCAUGGUUGAUGGCAAUCUCCCAAAGACCCAUCUCCAGGAGCUCAAAAGGAUGGAUAGUUUUCUCCGGGAAUCUUUCCGACUUCAUCCUAUCACUCGUUUUACCCUUCAGCGCUAUGUCAAAAAGCCAUUCCAACUUUCCGACGGUCCUCGGAUUCCGCCAGGAGUCAUGGCGGUUAUUGAUGCACAGGAAAUAAACCGAUCGCCCGAGAUUUGGGAAAAUCCUGACGAGUUUGACAUGGAUCGUUUUUAUCGACUGCGCGAGAUUUCUGGCAAUGAAAACCGGUACCAUUUUGUCACGACCAGCUGCAACUCGCCCGGCUGGGGAGACGGGACCCAGGCCUGCCCCGGUCGCUUCUUUGCGACCAGCACUCUAAAAAUAGUCAUGGCUCAUAUUGUCAUCAACUAUGACGUUUCUUUGCGCAGAGUGGUCCCACUUAAGGGCCGACCCUUGGUGAACGGCUCCUACUCGCCGGACGACUCGGUGGAGAUAUUCUUCAAGUCCAGGAAUAAUGAGCCUAUCGCCAUCAUUGGCACCGGCUGCCGCUUCCCCGGAAGCUGCGACAGCCCCUCGAAGCUCUGGCAAUUACUGGAAAAACCACGCGACCUGUUGAAGAAAAUCCCAGAUGACCGAUUCAGUGCUGAUGGGUUUUACCACCCAAAGAAUCUUCAUCAUGGUACUAGCAACGUGCGACACUCUUACCUGCUCGACGAAGAUUUGCGUACCUACGAUGCCCAGUUCUUUGGGGUUAAAGCGAUCGAGGCCAGCUCCAUGGAUCCUCAGCAGCGUUUGCUUAUGGAAACCGUGUACGAGGCUUUGGAAUCGGCUGGGCUUUCUAUUAAGCAACUUCAAGGCUCCGACACGGCCGUUUAUGUUGGCGUCAUGAGCGCCGAUUUUAUGGAUAUGCUCGCGCGUGAUGUCGAAAAGUUUCCAACUUAUUUCGCCACCGGAACUGCACGCAGCAUUUUGAGCAACCGCCUUUCCUACUUCUUUGAUUGGCACGGUCCAUCCAUGACAAUCGACACAGCUUGCUCGUCGAGUCUGAUUGCUUUGCAUCAAGCUGUGCAGGUCCUUCGUUCCAAGCAGUCCAAGGUCGCUGUGGCUGCCGGAUCAAACAUCAUCUUGGGCCCAGAGCAGUUCAUUGCGGAGAGCAAGCUUCAAAUGCUAUCGCCGGAUGGUCGCAGUCGUAUGUGGGACGCUGAGGCUAACGGUUACGCCCGUGGGGAGGGUGUUGCAGCUGUCGUUCUCAAGACCCUGAGCCAGGCUCUCGCUGAUGGGGAUCACAUUGAGUGCAUCAUCCGGGAAACCGGAAUCAACCAAGAUGGCAAGACCCCCGGUAUUACCCAACCGAGUGCCACGGCACAAGCCACCCUGAUUAGAUCCACCUACGCCAGGGCCGGUCUUGAUCUGCGUAAAGCGACCGACCGACCUCAGUUUUUCGAGGCCCAUGGCACGGGUACUCCGGCUGGUGACCCAAUAGAGGCUGCCGCUAUCAGUGAGGCCUUUUUUGGGGAUGAUGUAAAGCCCCAUUCCAGAGACGGCCACGACACUCUAUAUGUUGGAUCUGUCAAAACAGUCAUUGGUCACACCGAAGGAACUGCCGGCCUCGCCGCCAUCAUCAAGGCGUCCACGGCUCUACAGGCAGGCAUUCUUCCGCCAAACCGACUUUUCCACAAGUUGAAUCCCAAGAUUGAGCCUUACUACUCAAAUUUGAAGAUCCUGACAGAGGCUCAACCCUGGCCAAGGCUGCCUGAAGCCGGCACGCGGAGGGUAAGCGUCAACAGCUUCGGGUUUGGAGGUGCAAAUGCACACGCCAUUGUCGAGUCUGCGGAUGCCUACAUCACCAAGAGGGCCGCUGUACCAAACGCUUGCUCGUUCGCUCCCUUUCCCCUGUCGGCCGCCUCGGAGACGGUGCUCGCUGCCAUGAUGGAGCGCCUCAAGAGCUACCUCAAAAGCCAAACAGCCUCCGGCAGCACCGGCGUCAACAUGCGCGACCUGGCGUGGACGUUGUGCAACCGCCGCUCCACCCUGGGGGUCCGCAGCAUGUUACCCGCGGCCAAGAGCCCGCAGGAUCUGCUUGACAAGCUGGAAGCAUCCGCCCAGCUGCCCCCUCCUGUAGUCUCGACCAAAAAGGCGCCCGAAACAGGCCUGAGGGUGUUUGGCGUGUUUACCGGCCAGGGCGCGCAGUGGCCACGCAUGGGAGCUGAGCUGAUUGAAGAUUCGCCCAUGGUCGCCGGCAUUGUCCGUCGCCUCGAUCAAAGUCUGCAGUCUUUGCCGGCCCGGGACAGGCCCUCGUGGACGCUGCGCGACCAACUGCUGGCCCCGAAGGAGUCGUCCCAAGUGUACAUGGCAUCCUUAUCCCAGCCCCUAUGCACUGCCCUGCAGGUAAUACUGGUAGACCUCCUGAGGGUCGCCGGUAUAACGUUUUCCGGCGUCGUCGGUCACUCUUCGGGAGAGAUCGGCGCCGCCUACGCCGCCGGCUACCUCACAGCGUCCGACGCCAUCCGUGUGGCCUACUACCGUGGUCUGCACCUCAAUCUAGUGACGACCAAGGGGGCUAUGCUUGCAGCGGGGACGACUUUCGACGAUGCACACGGGCUCUGCUCCCUGCCCUCGUUUGAAGGUCGCGCAUGCGUGGCUGCGAGUAACUCCCCGACCAGCGUUACCUUGUCCGGCGACGCGGAUGCGAUCGAGGAGAUCCAGAUCAUCCUCGGGGAAGAGAACAAGUUCAACCGCAUGCUCCAGGUCGACCGCGCCUACCACUCGCAUCACAUGAACGUCCUGGCCGAGCCGUACAGGCGAUCGCUCGAGGAGUGUGGGAUCAAACCCCUGCGCCCGGCUGGUGGCUGCCGCUGGGUGUCGUCCGUCUUUACUUGUGACGUCUCCGAUAUACCCUCUGAUGUAAGCCUGGGUAGCUCUUACUGGGUUGCCAACUUGGUCCAACCGGUCCGGUUCACCGAGGCCUUGGAGAUGCUGUACUUGGGUGCUUCGACGAAUGGAGGAUUUGACCUCGCAAUCGAGGUUGGACCGCACCCGGCUCUCCAAGGACCUGUCAAACAAACAGUGCAAGAAUUCACGGCCGACUCACCACUGGCCUACACUGGACUGAUGAAGCGUGGAGAAAACAGCACUGAAGCCAUGUCCAAGGGCCUUGGCUACAUCUGGCAGACAUUUGGGGAAGGCGUCGUGGAUUUCGGUGCAUACGAGGCAUUUUGUGCCGGCGAACCUGCAGCCAAGUCGACCUUUGCCGUCACCAAGGGUCUCCCCACCUAUCCCUGGGAUCACAGCCGAACGCUCUGGCAAGAGUCUCGGUUAUCAAAAGCCUUCAGGACGAGCAAGAAUCCUCCACACGAGCUUCUUGGGCGCCAGCUGCUGGACGGAGUACCAAACCGGUUGCGAUGGCGCAACAUCAUCAAGCGAAGCGAAGUCGAUUGGCUCGAGGGGCAUCAAGUCCAAAACCAGAUCGUCUUCCCUGCGGCCGGGUACAUCUCAGCCUGUGUUGAGGCGUGCAUGCUCGCCUUUGCGGGAGACGAAUCGCCCCCUGUGCAGUGCAUUGAGCUCCUCGACUUUGAAAUCGGACAUGCCAUGGUGAUUGACGAGGACGACAACCUGGGAGUCGAUGCAACGAUUGAGCUGAGCGACAUCACCAAGUCGGACAAGACCAUAGAAGCGAGGUUUGCAUUCCACUCAACCGCCAGCAACGACUCUCUUGCCAUGAACACCCAUGCCGUCUGCAGAGUUGUUGUCAAUCUUGGUGUCUCGGAUCGCCAUGUUUUGCCGUCGAAGCCGCAUGACGAUGACAAGGUCUUCCUGUUGGACGUUGAGGCGGACCGAUUCUAUAAAAACCUCGACGGCCUUGGAUUCAACUACUCUGGGCCAUUCCGCGCACUCGAGGGAUUGAAAAGGCGCCUGGGAUACGCAGAAGGGUUUAUUCAGAAUGCCUCGUCGACAAUGGAUCCAAAAGUCCAACCGCCGUUGCUGGUCCAUCCCGCCACUCUGGACCUUGGCAUUCAGUCCAUCAUGCUGGCGUACUCUUACCCCGGAGAUACCAUGUUGCGCUCAAUCUACCUCCCCACGCGUUUCGAGCGCAUACUCGUCAACCCGGCGCUCUGCGCCGAAUUUGCCGGCCAGCGGGCCAAGGUUCCCUUUGAUGCGGUUGCGUUUACCGGCGCCGUAAAAAGCGUGACGGGCGACAUCAACAUCUACUCGCCUCGGGGAACGUCUUUCAAGGCUCUACAGCUUGAAGGGCUUCAGACCCGGCCGCUGUCGGAGCCCGAGGGCAUUAGUGUCUUUACCGAAAUGUCGUGGAAUGUGGCGACACCCGACGGCGAGAUGGUUGUCGCGACGACCUCGGUCCCACCGCUGGAUGAAGAGUUCUUCUUCACCCUCGAACGUGUGGGCUACUAUUACCACCGCGUGCUCAACAACGCGUUCCCCCGUGACCAACGCAAAGAUUUGGAGUGGAAUUUCAAGAGGCUGCUCGAGUAUAACGAUUCCGUCCUGGACGGCGUCGACAGGGGGACGAACCCGUUUGCGCGGGAGGAGUGGAGGAAUGAUACCAAGGAAAUCAUCACUGAGAUCUUUGACAAAUACCCCAACAGCCCCGAUCUGAGGCUUCUGCGCGCCGUCGGCGAGAACAUCGUAGCCGUGGUGAAGCAAGAGACGACCAUAUUGGAGCACAUGAUCGAGGAAGACAAACUCAACAUAUUCUACGAGUUUGGAGAGGGGUUUCCCCAAUACGCGUCGUACAUGGGUACAUUUGCUGGCCAGCUCGCCCAUCGCUAUCCGCACAUGAAGGUCCUGGAAAUCGGCGGCGGAACGGGCAUGGCCACCAAAGCGAUCAUCAAAGAGGUCGGUGACCAGUUUUCGACGUACGAUUUUACCGACGUUUCCAGUGGAUUCUUCCCCAAGGCCUCGGCCACUUUUGCUGCGUACAAGUCCAAGAUGAACUUUCAAGUUCUCGAUAUCGAAAAAGACCCAGUGGAACAAGGGUUCAAACAAGGCUCGUACGACCUCAUCGUGGCGUCCUUGGUGCUUCACGCCACCCGCAACCUUGCCGAAACCAUGGCGAACGUUCGGAAACUGCUCAAACCGGGCGGUUAUCUUGUGCUGAUGGAGGUCACAGAAAACGAGCAGAUGAGGUUCGGGCUUUUGUUCGGCGGUCUUCCUGGAGCGUGGCUUGGAGCCGAAGAAGGUCGGACUUUAUCUCCCUGCGUCGGUAUGGAAGAGUGGGAGGCGGUUCUCAAGAAAACCGGCUUCGGCGUGGAAGCAUGUGUUCCGCACCACGAAACCCUCCCGGUCCCAUUCUCCGUCAUUGUGGCACAGGCUCUCGACGACAAGGUCGAGUUUUUAAAGCAGCCUCUGGUCCAGGCUGCUCGGGACGGCACUGUGAUCCCCGCUCGGCUGACGAUUGUCGGAGGCGGACGUAACAGUUCUGCGUUGGCUUCCGAGGUGACGAAACUCCUCAGCCCGCGCUAUGGAAGCAUCCGAUACAUUGAGUCUCUGGAGAAGGUCCAAGGCGACGAUCUAGGGGUGGGCGGCAGUCUCCUGUGCUUGGCAGAUCUCGACGGCCCUGUGCUCAAGUCUAUAGACCAAAGCAAGCUUCGUGGCUUCCAGGACAUCUUCCAGCACUCCAAAAACGUCCUCUGGGUCACGAGUGGUGUGCGCGAGGGAGACGCCUACGCGAGGAUGGUGAUUGGAUUCGGGAGGACCAUUGUGCUUGAAAUGCUGCACCUGCGACUCCAGUUCCUCGACCUCGAGUCCAAAACGACACCGAGCGCCCCGGCCAUUGCCGCCGCGAUGCUCCGAUUUGACGUCACGGGAUCUUGGGAGGAAGAACACGGGGAUAUGUCGUCUUCUCUGUUGCACUCUACCGAACCUGAGCUGUUCCUCGAUGCCAAGGGGAGACUCUUUGUCCCCCGCUUCAAGCACAAUCACGAGAUGAACAACCGCUACCGGUCGAGCAAGGCCAACGUCAAAGAGAUGGUGGACACAGACGCUUGUACCCUCGAGCUUUGUCAUUCGACCGAGAGUGAGACGUGGCAGCUCACCAAGGUUGAUGCUCCUGCGACCCUUCCGUUGUGGGUUUCACGGGAGCACCUCAUCGACGUGCAUGUCAUGUACUCUGUCAAUCAGUCCGUGGCCAUGACAAAAGACUGCUUCCUUUUCCCAAUCUUGGGAAAGGAGAGCCGCACAGGAAAGCUCGUUGUGGGAUUGGCUGCGACCCUGACGUCCAAAGUCGCCAUUCCAAGCUCCUUCAUUCUCCAGGGCAUGUUCAUCUCAGAGGACCGUGCAGUCGACACUCUCGAGACCUUCUUCUCCGUCUUGAUUGCACACGCAGCUCUGGGCAGUGAGGAUUUGUCCGGCACCCGAGUCAUCAUGGUAGAGCCCCGGGACCAAUUGGCAAGCUCCGUCGGCGGGCUUGCGACUGACGGGAACGCCAGCGUGCUUUAUCUGACGUCCAAGCUUGGAACCCAAUGGACUCACGUGGGACCGAAGACGCCGAAGCUGGCCAUCAAACAGAUGAUUCAGCGUGAUGCUGGCGCCCAGUCCAGCUGCUGCAUCUUGGACAUGACGGAGGACGGCGGUCUCACUACGGCCAUUUCCAGCUUCUUGUCACCCACCCAGCGUCGCGUCAUCCGGAGAGCCGACUUGACUGCUCAAUCUGGCUUUUUGCCCACGCGUGACUGCUCCAAAGAGAUCCAAUCGCUCGUUUCCCGUGUGUUCCAUUACAUGAUGAGCAGACCGGACGGGUCGGCCGAGCUACCGGUGCUUGCACCCACUGACGCGACGGCGCCGGAGACGCCCUCGGAGUUUGUCGUCUCUUGGAAUUCGACACCUAGGACGGUCGCCGUGUCUGUGCAGCCCAUCGAAACCAAGGUCAAGUUUCAGUCCGACAAGACUUACUGGCUCGUCGGUCUCACUGGUAACCUCGGCCUAUCGCUCUGCGCAUGGAUGGUAGACCAAGGCGCCCGUCACAUCGUCGUCAGCAGCAAAAACCCCAAGAUCGACCGCGCUUUCUUUUCCAAGAUGAAGGCAAAGGGCGUCAACUUCAAAGUGCUUCCCCUCGACGUUUGCGACCGUGACUCUGUUCGGGCGACAUACAAGACCAUGGAGAGCACGAUGCCGGCUGUAGCUGGAGUAUGCCAAGGCGCCAUGGUGCUGCACGAUACCAUGUUUACAGAGCUCGACGUUGAGCGGGUCGAAAAGGUCACCAGGCCCAAGGUGCAAGGCAGCCUGUACCUCGAGGAAAUCUUCCACGACACGGCCCUGGACUUUUUCGUCUUUUUUUCCUCCAUAGCCUCCGUCGUCGGCAACCCGGGCCAGUCGGCCUACGCCGCAGCAAACAUGUUCAUGUCCGGCCUCGCGACGCAACGCAGAAAACGGGGACUAAACGCGUCGGCCGUGGCGAUCGGCGCCAUCUUUGGCAACGGGUACGUCACGAGAGAGUUGACGCUCGCACAGCAGGAAUAUCUGAAAAAGGUCGGGAACCGGUGGCUGUCGGAGCAGGAUUUCCACACCCUCUUCGCCGAAGCCGUCUUCGCCGGCCGGUCACACCGCGGUAAAAACCACGAGUUCGCCACGGGGCUGAUGACUAUCCAAGACGGCGACGACUCUGGCCAGAGAGUCACUUGGUUCAAAAACCCCAUGUUCCAGCACUCGGUGAUGACGGGUGGGAACCAAGGACAGGCCGCCGAGACUGCCAAGAGCCACCGAAGAGUCCAGACCAAGGUUUUGCUUCAAAACGCCGUCAGUGCCGAGGAAAUCCGCGACAUCAUCUACGGCGCCUUUGCCCUCAAGCUGCAGGAGGCUUUGCAGGUCGAAAAGGACCGUCCUGUCGGCAACCUGACGGCGGAUGCUCUCGGCAUCGACUCGUUGGUCGCCGUUGACAUCCGAUCCUGGUUCAUAAAGGAGCUCCAGGUCGAAGUUCCAGUGCUCAAGAUUCUCAGCGGCGCUACGGUCGACGACAUCAUUGCUCAAGCUCAGAAGCUGCUGCCCAAGGAACUGAUACCCAAAUUUGACGAGAAGGCAACCGGCCUCAGCAAGCCGCGGGUAAAGUUGGAGCAGCCGGCAGCUGCGCCACCGGCAUCGCCAGUGCAAAAGCAGGAACCGGCCAAGGCCAGGCUUGAAAAGGCUACAGCGCCAGCCAUUGAUCCUCCAGCGCAGAAGGUGAACAAGUCGGCUCCGCCAACCAAGAUCGAAACUGCCCCUCAGACCUCCGAGUCAGCAAUGUUAGUGUCGAUACCAUUUGAUGACAAAAGCUCCAGCUCCAAAUCCACCCCUAGCUCUGAGGACUACAGCCAGAUCCUCAGCUCCUCCAGUGGUUCUUCGCCGUGGAAUUCCAAAAGUUCGUGGUUCGAGAUUGAGAAGCCCGACAGCCCAGACGCCCCACCACUCUCGCGCGGCGCAGGCGACAGUCUCACCCAGGCAGCCAUAAGCAAACAUCUGGAAGAAAACCGGGCCGUCGCCAGCGCCGGCUUCGAGAUCACCAACAGCGGGCCCAUUUCAUUUGCCCAGUCCAGGCUCUGGUUCCUGCAGCACUUGCUCGAGAAUCCCGCUUCGGCUCUCAACAUAACCGUGGACAUCAACCUCCAAGGUCCUCUCAACGUCCAGAAGCUGGAGGAAGCGGUCGCUUCAGUGGGGAGGCGACACGAGGCCCUCCGUACCAGGUUCACGGCCGCCGAGAACUCGGAAGGCGUCAUGCAGGAGGUGCUCGCAGCAUCGUGUCUGGGUCUCGAAGUCUAUGACAUCAAGGGCGCUGCUGACGCCGAGGCCUUUUACAAGGCGCUGUCGGCGCACAGGUACAGGCUCGACCGGGGUGAAAAUAUGAGAAUCGUGCUCCUUCGUAUGAGUUCAAAGUCGUUCCGCCUCCUCAUCGGUUAUCACCAUAUAAACAUGGACGGCGUGAGUCUCGAGAUUGUUUUGCAAGAGCUGCAGCUCGGAUACAGCGGUGGCGCUCUCAAGCCCGAGUCGCAAAUCUUGCAGUACCUCGACUUUUCCAAAAAGCAACAUUCGGACUAUGACUCCGGCCGCUUGGCUGACGAUCUUGCAUUCUGGCGCAACGAGUUCCGAGGCCAGUCCCCGCCUGUGCUUCCUCUUUUACCUCUGGCCAAGAUUCAAUCCCGCAUACCUUUGACCACGUAUUCGAUAACCACGACCGAAUUCUGCCUAAAUGAAAAGGAGACGCAGAAGAUCCAGGCAGUCUGCCAAAUGUUAAAAGUGUCACCUUUCCACUUCCACCUCGCCAUUUUCUACACCCUCCUGGCGCGACUCGUCGACGUCGACGAGCUGUGCAUUGGCGUCAGUUCGGCGAACCGCCAAACUCCCGAAACCAUGUCAAGCGUUGGCAUGUACCUCAAUCUCCUGCCGCUGCUUUUCAAAAUCGACCGCAGCCAGACUUUUGCAAACGCUAUCAAGAUGGUCCGAACCAAGGCUCUGGCGGCUUUCAGCCACGCCGCGGUGCCGUUCGACCUUAUGAUCAAAGACCUCGGCGUCGCCGGUACCAGCUCCCACAGCCCCGUAUUCCAGGCCAUGGUCAACUACCGGCCGGGAGUAUCGACCGUUCGACAGUUUUGCGACUGCGAUAGUGAGGUUCUCAGCUUCAAGCAGGGCGAGGUGCCUUACGACUUGGCUUUGGACAUUAUGGAAAACCCCGGCGGUUCAUCCCUGAUCAUGCUGACCGGCCAGUCAGUCUACUACGGCAGGACGGAAAUGGAGCUCAUAAAGGGAAUCUACCUAGAGCUCGUCAAGUCCAUUGCUCAGAACCCAGCAACUCGAUUGAAGGCUGCGACCAUUUUCAACACCAGUCAGGUCAAUGCUUCUAUCGAAUUUGGACGCGGUCUCUAUCAAAAGCCACAAUGGCCCGCCACGUUGGUGCAUCGCAUCGAUGACAUGGCCGAGCGUUACCCUGAUAACAUUGCCGUCAAAGAUGGUCAGGGAAACCGCAUUACCUACCGAGAGAUGUCGCAGAGAAUCGAUUGCAUCAGUCACGCUCUAAGCAACGACUCUUCUCACCCCGUUGGCGUCAAGAGCAAAGUCGGCGUUCUCCUUGAUCCAAGCUCGGACUGGAUUUGCUCGAUUCUGGCCAUCCUGCGCCUAGGAGCAACAUAUGUGCCCCUUGACAUCGUCACGGGAUGGGAAAGGCUAUCGUCCGUUGUUCGUGAUUGCGAGCCGAGCCUCAUAUUGGUUAACAACCGCCUACAGUCCCAAACGAAAAAUCUCGGGGACGCCAUGGCAACUACGCAAUUCGUCAAUAUUGAGAACCUCGCCCCGGCUACAAAGCUACGUAGAUGUCCCAUCGCAGCCGAGGCUGACCAUGUCGCUGCCCUCAUGUAUACCAGCGGAUCGACAGGUGUACCCAAGGGGAUAGUCAUCAAGCACGAAUCCAUGCGCAACAGCAUCGAGGCUUUCACAAAAGUGGUGGAAUACCGCGAGGGACACGAGGUUUCGCUCCACCAGAGCUCGUACAGCUUCGACAUGUCACUGAGUCAAAUCUUCCUAGACCUUUCCAACGGAGGGACUGUACAUGUCGUCCCUAGGGAGCUGCGCGGCGACCCAGAGGCCAUCUCGUCCAUAAUCGCCAGAGAGGGCAUCACCUUCACGAGUGCCACCCCGUCCGAGGCCAUCUCUUGGAUCGAGCACGGAAGUCGCUCAGAGCUUGGCAGGUCCAGCUGGAGAACACUAGUCUGCGGAGGCGAACCGGUCAAGGAGAGUUUGGUCAACAGCCUGCGCAAGAUAGCCAAGUCGGAUCUGGCCUUCUUCGAUGGCUACGGCCCUACCGAAGUCACGUUUUGCUGCGCCAUGAGGGUGGUCGACUACCGCAGCGACGCGCCGCCGAGCACCGAGGCGGGAGGGUUCAAGCCCUGGCCCAACGUCUCGGUCUACAUCCUCGACGCCGACCAGAAGGUCGUACCUGCUGGCGUCAUGGGCGAGAUCGCAGUCGGCGGUGGGGGUGUCGUCGCGGGAUACAGCGACCACAAGCUGAGUUCUGCCGCCUUCAAGCAUGACAAAUGGGCCUCUCCCGAGUUCGUCCAGAGCGGCUGGACCCGUCUGCACCUGACGGGAGACGUUGGCAAGAUCGACCCGACCGACGGCACGCUCAAGCUCAAGGGGAGGAUCGCCGGCGACACCCAGAUCAAGCUCCGGGGAAUGCGCCUCGACAUUCGCGAGGUCGAGCUGGCCAUCGUGAAGACCGCCGAAGGCCAGAUCAAGGACGUCGUGGUCACAGCGCACAAGAACAAGGCGACGGGCGCCAGCUCUCUGGUUGCGUUUGCCAUCACGGCUGAUCCCAAGGCUUCUCACGACUUCAGCGGCGUCCUGGCUCGGCUUCCUCUGCCACAGUACAUGCGCCCGGCGGCAAUUUUCCCCGUCGACAGCUUCCCCACCAACGCAUCAGGCAAGGUCGAUAGGAUCGCCAUCAAAAAUCUCCAUCUGCCUCAGACCCAAGACUUUGAUCGCAGUUCGGCCGCCAACAGUGAUGCCCACCUCACAGACACGGAAUCACGGCUGGCGCAGCUCUGGACUCGGGUCAUAACAGAGGGUGUAAUUUCACAGUACCAAAUCACCAACGAGUCCAACUUCUUCCACGUCGGGGGAACCUCCAUCUUGCUCGUUCAGCUUCGGUCGGCAAUCGAGGCCUCAUUCGGCACAAGGCCCACCCUGUUCCAGCUUUUUGAGGCAGGUACGCUGGCAGCCAUGGCGGCCCUCAUAGCACCGCCGCUCUCGUCCUCCAGCUCGACGCCAUUAUCCAAGAGUCCCAAGCAUCUCGACACCACUUGCACCGCAGAGACGGACUGGGAGGAGGAAACACGCAUCUCUCCGGACCUCGUCAACCUGCGCGGCGGGCGCGACCACUUUGGGAACCCUACUGUUGUCGUCCUGACCGGCGCAACGGGCUUCCUCGGCAGAUCCAUCCUGACACGACUGCUGCAGGACAAGGUCGUGGAAAAGAUCCACUGCCUCGCGGUGCGGAGCGAUCCCAACGACGACCUCUUCCGCUCCCCCAAGGUUGUCGUGCACCGGGGAGACUUGGCAACUCACAACUUUGGAAUGCCGACCAAGGAGCUCUCUGACAUCUUCUCCGAGGCGCACGCCGUCAUCCACAACGGCGCCGACGUGUCCUUCAUGAAGACGUACGCUACGCUCAAGCCGGCCAACUUUGACAGCACCAAGCAGCUCGUGCGCCUGUGCCUGCCGCGCCGCAUCUCCUUCCACUACGUUUCCUCGGCCAGCAUCGUCCAGCUUACGCAGAAGGAGGUCUGGGGCCUCGAGUCAGUCCAAGAUUACCCUCCCAUAUCGAGCAGGAAUGCGAGCGGCUACGUGGCGAGCAAGUGGGCCAGCGAACGGUACCUCGAAAAGAUCAGCGACAAGUGCGACUUGCCGAUCUGGGUCCACCGGCCGUCUUCCAUCAAAAACACCGAGGCGGCGGCGGCGGCGGGCCAGCCGGCCGGCGACCUCAUCUCCAACCUGAUGCACUACUCGCGCGAGCUCAAAUCCAUCCCCGAGAUGUGCUCGUGGGACGGCUGGCUCGACUUUGUCACGGUGGAGACGACGGCCUCGGAGAUCGUCGACGAGGUUUACAAGGACUUUUCCUGGCCCGGCCGUGUGUGCUACCUGUACCAGAGCGGCGACGAGAUCAUCCCGCUGGCGGACCUCAGGUCCACGCUGCAGUGCGAGGCCGGCUGCGAUUUUGAGGUGCUAAAGAUGGACGCCUGGGUGGCGAGGGCCAAGGCCAAAGGCAUGAGCGAGCUGCUUGGGGAUUAUCUCUGUGCUUCGGCCAACACCCCUGUGAAGUUGGCCAUGUUGCAAAAGGAAGAGGUUUGGCAUUGA